Neolamprologus brichardi is the source of this 2952-nucleotide messenger RNA. The record is from RefSeq and is a predicted model, not a curated record. NCBI's taxonomy places the organism in Eukaryota, Metazoa, Chordata, Actinopteri, Cichliformes, Cichlidae.
CUUGUCUCCACACCCAGUAAUACCUGCUUUUAAGCCCGUGCGUGAGCCUGUCAGCAGUGGAGACCAGCACUGUCCUCCGUGCAGCAGCACAGCCCCACAGGUGGUGGUACUGCGUCUAUAUCUACACGGCGCCUCAGAGAGCGGCAGAGCCGGACGCGACCGAGAAACAACCGAAGAAGAAGAAACUGUUGCUAGCAUGGAGAGGCACGGCGUGUCGGUGUAGUGGAGGCGGAGGUCGCUGCGUCAGCAGGAGCCUGUUCAACAUUCAGCACAAGCGAGCGACCUGUUAGCUGCUUAGUGCUAACCUGAAGCUAACGCAGCGUAGCGGCUGCUGCUAACAUGAGGCUCAAAGUGGGAUUCAUUCUGCGGAGCCUGCUGGUCAUCGGCACGUUUCUGGGCCUGCUGGUGCUCUGGUCCAGCCUGACCCCCAAAGACAACAGAGACAACCCGUUUGAGAAAAGGCUUGGAGGGGCUGAACCUGGACCAGACCAGAGCAUCGAACAAGGGGAGGCGGGGUGUAAGUACUGGCACUACGACGACAGACUGCUCACAUCCAGCGUGGUCAUAGUCUUCCAUAACGAAGGCUGGUCAACGCUGAUGAGGACUGUCCACAGUGUCAUCAAGAGGACUCCUCGCAGGUACCUGGCUGAGAUUGUCCUGAUAGAUGACUUCAGUAACAAAGGAGAACAUUUACAGGCUCAGAUUAGCAGCAUUUCAAUGGUUUCCUUUCUAAAGGUGCUGGUUUACCUGGAUGCUCACUGUGAGGUCGGGAUCAACUGGUACGCUCCACUGAUCGCUCCCAUUUCAAAGGACAGGACAGUGUGCACAGUGCCGCUGAUAGACUAUAUAGACGGUAACGAGUACAGUAUGGAGCCCCAGCAAGGUGGAGACGAGGACGGCCUGGCUCGGGGAGCGUGGGACUGGAGCCUGCUCUGGAAGAGAGUGCCGCUGAGCCAGAGAGAGAAGGCCAAGAGAGCGCACACCACGCAGCCUUACCGGUCUCCAGCCAUGGCAGGAGGUCUCUUUGCUAUAGAAAGAGACUUUUUCUUUGAGCUGGGACUGUACGACCCUGGACUGCAGAUAUGGGGAGGCGAGAACUUUGAGAUAUCUUACAAGAUCUGGCAGUGUGGGGGCCAGCUGCUCUUUGUGCCCUGUUCUCGCAUCGGCCACAUCUACAGACUUCAGGGAUGGCAGGGCAACCCUCCGCCAGCACAUGUUGGAUCCUCGCCGACUCUCAAGAACUACGUUCGUGUUGUGGAGGUUUGGUGGGACGACUAUAAGGACUACUUCUACGCCAGCCGCCCUGAAACGCUGACUCUGGCCUACGGAGACAUCAGUGACCUUAAACGAUUCAGGGAGGAACAUCGAUGCAAAAGUUUCAAGUGGUUCAUGGAGGAGAUAGCAUACGACAUCCCACUGCACUACCCACUUCCUCCUAAAAAUGUAGAGUGGGGGGAGAUCCGGGGCUUCGACACCAGUUACUGCAUCGACAGCAUGGGACACACGAACGGAGGGAACGUAGAGCUGGGCCCGUGCCACAGGAUGGGUGGAAACCAGCUGUUCCGCAUCAAUGAAGCCAACCAGCUGAUGCAGUAUGAUCAGUGCCUGACCAUAGGAGGCGACAAGUCUGCUAUCAUCAUCACACACUGUGAAACCAACCAGCACAUGGAGUGGAAGUACUUCAAGGAUCUGCAUCGAUUCACUCAUCUCCUUACAGGAAAAUGUCUGGACCGCUCCGACCUGCUUCACAAAGUGUUCGUAUCAGACUGUGACACCAGUAAAACCACUCAGAAAUGGGAGAUGAAUAACAUCGUGGCUGUGUGAGGACAUCUGUCCCUGCCAUCUGUUUAAAGGAAAAGUACCUGACACCCAGGUGUUGGUGUACCUCCAACAAAAUGAAGCCCAAAUGGUUUAACUGUUGACAUCGGCCCAAAUGUGAAGGUUGUUCUGACAGAAGAAGAGUUUGAUCCAGAGCUGCUGGAUGAACAGGAAGCUGUCCCUGGUGGUUGUUUACACUGUCUCUGUCCUCUCAGGCUCUCAGGGCUUUUCUAACUUUCUCAUUGCAUCUGUGAAAUGAAUCCCAUCUUAAGAUUAUUAGGUCUGUUUAGUCCUCGGCCAAACGGAUGAGCUGGCUUACCAAAGAGUUUAGACUUCAUCAUCUUCAUCUUCAUCUUCAUCAUCAUCAUCAUCAUCAUCAUCAUCAUGGGUGUGGUUUUUAGUCUGCUGCUGAAAAAAGACCAGGAUGAAGAAGGUCCUCAGGUUAUCUGAGGAACAGAGCGACCAGCAGCACAUGUUGAAGAAUAUUUUGACGCGGUGACUCGCUGCUGCUGUUUGCUUUGAUUUGGUUUUACUGGAGUCGUCACAAACAAGCCCCUCGUCUGGCCUCAGUGUGAUUCUGAUUGCACAGGCUCCGUUUGGCUAAUUGGUGAUUUUAUUUUAUUUACCAAAAUGUUGAAAAGGCAAAAAAACAGGAUUUCCUCCCCUUCGUGUCCCUGAGCCGCGGCAGCGUUUCCUCCCUCUGUGCUGAGCUUUCAGCAUGAACUCCUGAACUUUACUGCUUUGCUCCUCAGUCUUCAUUUACUCUGACAUACACUGGGAUACUCUAAAGGAUGUGUGGGCCGCCGUCUUACCGACAGUCUGGAUGACAAAUAUAGUUUAGUAGCUGACCAGUACUGUGACUCAUUAAUAAUCGGGGUGUGGUUGGAGGAUUAUUAACAUGUAAAAAAUGCACAAUUAUUGUGGUUAAAAAAAGAUGUUUUUGUUUUGUGUGCAGCAGGGGGGCUUUGGUGUUUGGAUGAUCAUGUAUGCAAUGUUUUGUACUGUGUAAAUAAUCAUUUCUAAAGAUGAUCGUGAUGAUUUGUGGGGGCUUGAGUGAAUCGUGUAAAUAGCUAACUUAUAGCAGAGAUUUCAUAAUAUGGGCUGAGGAAAUAAAUGAGCUGAUUUUUACAACUA